ACUACAAUUUUUGGCGGGGUUUUAUUACAAGACAUUGUGUUAAUAAAUAAAAAAUAUAUAAGGAUAACAAUAACAUGAGUGAACAAAAACGCGGCUUGUUUAUAGUCUUUGAAGGCUGUGAUCGCGUGGGCAAAACAACACAAAGCCGACUGCUGUGCGAGGGACUACAGCAAAAAGGGGUGGAUGUAAAGCGGAUAAACUUUCCGGAUAGAACAACGUCAAUAGGUCAGGUUAUAAAUUCGUACUUGACCAGCCAGGUAGAACAUUCCCAUCAGGUUAUACAUUUGCUUUUCUCAGCAAAUCGCUGGGAGCGCAUAGAAGACAUCAAGCAGGAAUUGCUAAAUGGCAAGACAUUGAUCUGUGACCGUUAUGCUUACUCCGGUGCAGCGUAUUCAGUGGCCAAGGGACUCGAUUUAAAAUGGUGCUGUGCACCCGAUCUAGGGCUGCUCCAACCCGAUGCAGUCAUAUAUAUGAAGGCAAAGCCGGAAGCUCUGACAGCGCGUGGAAACUAUGGCGAUGAACGCUUUGAUAAUGUGGAGUUCCAACGCAAAGUGAGCGACGUAUUUGACGGCUUCAUGGCUGAGCAACGUGACAAGGACAGCUGCUAUUGGCAUGAAAUCGAUGCAAGUCAGUCCAAGGAGGCGCUGCAACAACAAAUUGCUAAAAUUGUUGAAAGUUUGCAAUUGAAAAUAUCUACAAAGCCGUUGGUUGAACUCUGCUGAGCCAACGAUUUAUUAACAGUUAAGCCAAUAGAUUACGCUAUAUAUAAUUGUAAUAAAAUGUAUACACACAAAAACA
Molecule: messenger RNA, 798 nt
Organism: Drosophila busckii
Lineage: Eukaryota; Metazoa; Arthropoda; Insecta; Diptera; Drosophilidae
Product: thymidylate kinase
Exons: 3
Coding region: 75-722 (215 amino acids)
Biological process (GO): dTTP biosynthetic process; dTDP biosynthetic process; dUDP biosynthetic process
Cellular component (GO): cytoplasm; mitochondrion; nucleus
Molecular function (GO): dTMP kinase activity; ATP binding
Source: RefSeq, a predicted model, not a curated record